This is a messenger RNA of Clonostachys rhizophaga, 693 nucleotides long. NCBI's taxonomy places the organism in Eukaryota, Fungi, Ascomycota, Sordariomycetes, Hypocreales, Bionectriaceae. The record is from the annotation of a GenBank genome assembly.
AUGUCGCCUACGGUGCUCGGAACAGUCACCUCAACUCGUACACAAAAAGUCUUGUUGACGCUUGAAGAGCUUGCGAUCAAAUACGACCUGGAGCUGAUUGACCUCGGCAAGGGACAGCAUCAGAGUUUCGAAUAUGUGAAGCAGCACCAUCCAUUCGCCAAAGUACCUGUUUUCCAGGACGGCGAAGUAGAAAUCUUUGAAUCUAGGGCAAUUGCUCGAUACCUAGUUGCAAGAAACGAUUCCCCACUCGUCCCUGCAGUUGAUGACAUCAAGGCUUUGGUGGCUUUUGAGCAGGCUGCCAGUGUCGAGUAUGCUUAUUUCGAACCUGCUGUUUCAACUCUCGGUUUUGAGCUUAUUUUCAAGAAGUGGAAUUUCGAUAUAUGUGAACUGACUCGGGGUGGAACUAGACUCUUCAAGCUUGGAGAGACCAAUCAAGCAAUUGUUGACCAACAAUUGGCUCUCCUAAAGACAACUCUUGACUACUACAACCAUGUUUUGGACAGGCAACACUAUCUUGCUGGAAAUACUUACACCUUGGUCGACCUGUUCCACGUUCCUUGGAUUGGGUUCCUCAGAGACCGCUUACUGCUCGGUGAGCUUAUUGACUCGAGAAAGAAUGUGGCAGCAUGGGCGGAGCGUAUCAGCCAGCGUGAGGCGUCAAAGGUGGUUGCUGCAAAGGUAGCUCGGCAUUAG